UCUAAAUCUACCACGAUGCCAGUCACUGACGCAGCGGCAUUCAAGGAUCCAUCUGACAAAAGACUAGAAGGUUUUUUAAGGGCAAUAUAUUCCUCAGCAGGAUCUACACUGCGGCCCUGUUUGGCUUUAGCAUGGGUCUCAAGAGCCAUUCAGGCUUGGUCCGAGUCACUCGUCAAGGACAUUCAGGGUGGUGUUCCCCGAACUGAUCUUCUGUCCUCUGCACAAGCAAUUGCGGAAGCAUCAAGCUAUCUUUGUGAUACUUCCUUGGAUGCCUCACAGCUUACUUCACGUACUUCGGCUCUGUCAAUAGCAGCACGCAGAACGCUUUGGCUGAAGAAUUGGUCAGCGGACAUUAGUUCCAAGAAGUCCUUAACUUCUCUUCCGUACAAGGGCCAACGAUUAUUUGGCGAGGAACUCGAGAAGAUUAUCUCACAAGCGACAGGUGGUAAGAGCACCUUCCUUCCACAAGCCAGAAGUAGAGCAUCAUCAGCCAACAGACGGGGAAAAAAAAUUUUCGUGGCCAGAGUGGCCGGUUCGCGCGGCGGGGUAGUCCGCCACAAAGAUCCCACUUUCGCUCCAAAACCAACGACAAGAACCGCCCCCCGUGGAAGAGUAAUCGACCUCACAACAAACCAUCAGCUGAUAAGCCCACGUCGGCAUGACGGGGCAAUCCCUCCGGAAUCGUUGGAACAGAUCGGCGGAAAAUUACUACGAUUCCGGGAGGAAUGGAUCCGUCACUCUUCAGAUGCCUGGGUCAAGGAGAUCGUCUCUGGGGGCUACCAUCUCGACCUGGCGGCACAGCCUCCCAGGAGAUUCAUUAUGUCCAGGGUACCCUCCAAUCCCUUAAAACAAGGACCUUUUCUGGAGUGCAUAGACAAGAUGGAGAGAUCGGGGGUUAUCACACCAGUACCUCAGCCGGAGAGAUUCUCCGGGUUCUACUCCAACCUUUUUACAGUCCCAAAGAAGGACGGCACGGUCAGACCUGUUCUCGACCUCAAGCGACUGAACAAGUACAUCCGUUCUGUGCGCUUCAAAAUGGAGACUUUGAGAUCAGUAAUUCGGGGCAUGGAACAGGGUCAACUAAUGAUGUCCCUGGACAUAAGGGAUGCCUACCUCCAUGUUCCCAUUUGGCCUCCUCAUCAUCGCUACCUCCGUUUUGCAUUUCAAAACAGACAUUACCAAUUUGUGGCACUACCGUUUGGCCUGUCCUCGGCCCCGCGGGUCUUCACCAAACUAAUGGCAGUGUCGGCAGCCACCCUGAGACUGCAAGGGAUUUCGGUGACACCUUAUCUCGACGACCUACUUAUCAAAGCCCGGUCAGUAGAGAAGGCCAGGGUGGAUCUCCAAAGGGCGAUUUCACUUCUCCAGAGCUUCGGCUGGACCAUCAAUUGGUCCAAAUCCAAUAUGACUCCGAGCCAUCACAUGACCUUUCUCGGGCUGGAAUUCAACACCCUCACGCAGACCGUGAGUCUACCUCUGGUCAAACAGAACAGAAUCAGGGGUCAGGUACAGUCUCUGAUAGACAGCCCGGUAUCCACAGUACACAGAGCAAUGCAAGUCCUCGGAUCGAUGGUAUCAGCCAUCGAGGCUGUUCCCUUCGCACAGAUACAUCUUCGUCCUCUUCAGUCCAGCAUUCUUGCCACCUGGAAGGGGGGAUCGUUGAACCAACCUGUCCGGUUAUCUCCGGCGACGAAAGAAGCUCUACGGUGGUGGCUGUCCCCCGAGAACCUAGCAGUAGGACAAUCUUGGGCGACGCCAGAUUGGAGGGUGAUGGCCACGGAUGCCAGCCUUCAGGGCUGGGGAGCAACUUGGGAGAACCACUCUGCGCAGGGCCGCUGGUCUCCCGCGGAGUCCAGACUUCCUAUCAACAUUCUGGAACUCAGGGCAGUGAAGUUGGCACUCAGUCAGUGGAGUCACCUCCUUCGGCUACAGUCAGUCCGCAUCCAAAGCGACAACGUCACCACGGUGGCCUACAUCAACAGACAGGGAGGGACUCGGAGCCAAAAAGCUCUGGCAGAAGCCAGAGAGAUUCUGCAGUGGGCAGAGCAGAACUCUGUCAGACUAUCAGCCAUUCACAUACCAGGCGUGGCCAAUACAAAGGCGGACUUACUCAGUCGAAAUCAACUCGAUCCCGGGGAGUGGGAGCUUCACCCGGAGGCUUUCGAUCAACUAGUGUCAAUCUGGGGAAGACCAAGCAUAGAUCUCAUGGCGUCGAGGCGAAAUCGAAAAGUCUCAACCUUCUUUGCACGAUACCGAGACCCUCUAGCGGCAGGGGUAGAUGCCAUGACACAACACUGGCAGUUCAAGCUGGCUUAUGUCUUCCCUCCACUUCCAAUGCUCCCUCGGGUGCUCAAGAAGCUCAAGCAGUCCAGAGCCACAGUAAUCGUAGUAGCUCCCUUCUGGCCGCGAAGAACCUGGUUCUCCGAUCUUCAAGAACUGUCCGUGGCUCCACCGGUCCGGCUGGACGGCAGGCCAGACCUUCUGCAGCAAGGGCCCAUAGCUCAUCACAAUCCCGGUCUGUUUGCUUUGACGGGCUGGCUGUUGAAGCAUCCAUCUGGCGAAAUCAGGGAUUGACGGAAGGGGUUAUUGCUACUAUGCUCAAAGCUCGAAAACCAUCGUCUUCCAAGUCGUACCAUAGAGUUUGGCACUCCUACCUCGAGUGGUGCAAUGAGUCAGAAUUUUCGUUCAUGGA
Molecule: messenger RNA, 2692 nt
Organism: Xenopus laevis (African clawed frog)
Lineage: Eukaryota; Metazoa; Chordata; Amphibia; Anura; Pipidae
Exons: 2
Coding region: 16-2574 (852 amino acids)
Source: RefSeq, a predicted model, not a curated record